Messenger RNA from Cercospora beticola, 4483 nucleotides. RefSeq lists its product as uncharacterized. The record is from RefSeq and is a predicted model, not a curated record. NCBI's taxonomy places the organism in Eukaryota, Fungi, Ascomycota, Dothideomycetes, Mycosphaerellales, Mycosphaerellaceae.
CGCGCGAAGGCUGAUCCUCUGCUCUUGUCGGCCGGUUGGAAAGUGCCGGGGCGGGUGAUUGACAGCAGGGAAGUGAGGCUGAAGCGUCGCGUGGUGGGCGAGCAAGCAACGCAAACCGACGGACGUGCGAAACAUGGCCUGCGCCAAACUCGCACCGUAACGCUUUCCUCCCACUGCAACAUGGCCCAUGGAUCCUUCGUCGACGCCAGCUCCCCUCUGAUCGACCUUCGACACCGACGACAGCACGCCGCCGUGCCGUCGUGAGAGCCUUUCACCGCGCCUGCGAUCCCCUAUUGGGCAAUUCGGCGUGUGCCCCGGGCCUCAGGCACCUCCACACACGCGACCUGCGACCAUGGAGAGGCGAGUGUCCAACGCGCGGCUGCAGUCGCCGCUGCCCGAUGCGGCGCAAGGAGGCAUUGCCAUCACGCGGCUGGAACGCAGCGCAGAGGAGCUGUCGGCGGGCGGCAGCGACAUCGGGGAGGAGAUCAGGAAGAUACGGGAGAGGGAGCGGAGCGCGAGUCGAAGUGCAUCGCGGCAGAAUUCCAUCCAGAGCAGCCACCAGGGGGGAGAGUUUGCUAGAGGCACCUCGCUGUCCAGGAGGCUCAAUAAUAGUAAUCAUCACCCCACCGCUGGCCGCAGCCGUGCCAGCUCGUAUGCCAACAGCAUUGUCGACGUCAACACCCACGCGCGUUGGGGAGGAUACUCGCCUGCGGGCCACAUCGCUUCUCCCGUCGCCGCCCCCAUUACCUCGCCCAUUGGCAGCCUCCGGUCAGGCUCGAGCUGGACUCAGGCCUCUCUCCAACGCGCUGCCUCGGGCUCCAAGUCGUCGCGCCGUGGUCACAUCGUCGUUGAGCCUCUGCAAGAGGGACGACCGCUGGACAGUCCGCUGGCCCCCAGCAGCGCCUCGCUGUACUCGCAGGAACACGCCAUCUCGCGCCAAACCUCACACUCCUCCUUCGCCCGCCGCUACGACCUGAUUGCGGGGCAGAUCGAGGAAGCCCUCGCCACCAUCCCGCCCAGUCCGCCCAUCGAAGUGCAAGAGCAAGAGCGAGCCAACAUGGAUCACCACGAUCCCAUCGAACGACCGCACUCGGCCGACACCUUCCAAGAGGCCGAGCUGGCUUUUCGAGACUUCGACGGCGUGCACUACAACCCUGAUACAGAGGAGUAUGUCGAGCUCGAUGAGGAGGGGCACGAGAUUAGGCGCGUCUCUGCGCGGACGUCGUCUGGCACGUUGGGAGACAUGGCGUCAAUGCUACGAACACCACGACAGGGCAGGCCAAUGUCCUCCGGACGACCCAUGUCCAUGGCCCUUGGAGCGCCGCCGCCAGGCGAAGACAUGGUGUACUACCCAGCACCUGUGCCGCGGAUGCUGAAUAUGCCCAAGAGACUGUCACAGCAACCGCCCCCGCAUGUGCAGGCGAAGAGACGUUCGGAGAUGCUACAGGCCAUGCCACGGGCCAACAGAGAGUCGGCACCUUGGAUCCCUCCCUUGGGCAUUGGCGAGGAAGAGCAGGGAGAACCCAAAAGCGCUCGCUCGGGUUCACACUCGACUACAUAUGAAGAUGCAAAUCCAAGAGGCAUGCUCAACCAGAGAAUGAGCACAGUCAAUCAACAGAGUCUGCCGCCCCAACUGCGCGCUUCCAUGUUCUUCCAGCAUUCAUCAGUGCCACACGAUGUCCAGGUUCAGAACGGGUCAGCAGUCGCAACCUUGGACGCCAUCCUCGCCUCGUCAGCCAAUGCACCUGUGACUGCCUUCACAGACCAUCCGUAUGCCGGGGAUGUUCGCAGCACUGUCUACGCUCCCGAGAAGCCGAUGCACAAUCGACGCAGCACAAGCACCACGUUGAAUCAAAUUAAGCAAGAAUCUCCCAAGAGUGACAAGAAAGCGAGGCGGAAGAGCAGCAUUGGAAACUUUUUCAAGAGGAGCAGCACGAACUUGGACGGCGAGACAAAUGAUCGAGCUCGUCCACACAGUCGCGGCAGUAUGCUAGAUUUCAACGAGGGAGGCAAUAAGCUACGGAAGAGGCGAAGCCAAAUGAGCAUGGGCCAGAUGAGCGCUGGUGAUGAUCUGGACGAUGCAGAGCGCGCCAGGCGUACAUCGCGGCAGGAUCUUGGCAACUCUUCCAGAAGGCAAUCAGGUCUUAUUGAUCAAGCGGUCAACGUGGAUCACCCUGUGGGAGAUGACACUGAUCGUCACGACCCGGAUAGCCUGCAUCGGACAGCACAGGCACUGGAUGAGGGCGAUCAAAUCGAUCAAGAUUUCCGAGAUCAACAGGAACGAGAAGAUUGGGAUAUUGAAGAGCCUGUGUUUGCGCAGCCUACCACUCUACUGGCAGAAUUGCAAGUACGCAAAGCACAGCUCAAGUCGCGGAAUCGAACCGCCGCGACCGCAUUUCCGAACGGCAUGCAUAGUACUCUGCUCCAACUUGAUGCGGUCGAGGCCAUUGAAGCAAAGAAGCGCAAAAAGAAGAAGAUCGCGCUGGCAUGGGAAGAUCAUCAGGGCAAUCCCGAGGACAGUGAUGAGGAUCGAGACGAUGUUCCAUUAGGAAUGCUCUUCCCUUCAAAGAGUGGAAACGCACAUCGUAAGAUGGGCAAUGAGGGCGACUGGGACCGACCGAUGGGACUCAUGGAACGGCGCGAAAUGGAAGAGAAUGAACCGCUAGGGCAUAGGAGAAAGCGGCUCAAUCCAAAUGCGCCCGCGCUCAACAGAGGACAAUCGGCAUCGCGCUUGCACCUGGCUGGUCAAUUAGACAUGCCAAGCGAAGACGAAGCCGAGGGGGGCGAAACUUUGGGGCAGAGACGACGGAGGCUCGCACUUGAUGCUGCGAUUUCGGACGUGCAGGAGGGCGGCAAACGACCAGUCAGCACCUUCAGCGAUGACCUACUGGGACAAUUUGGUGGCCUCCAAGUCACGAACCCGGACGCUACUGCCUCUGAUAAAUCCACAGUGAAGGAGCAAGCCAACCAAGCUGAACAACCUCCUGUUGAGGAGAACGAGACGCUUGGGCAGCGCGCUGCGCGUUUGAGGAAAGAGCGUGAGGCAUCUGGCCAGGCGCCAGGAAACGAGAGUCGACCUACUCUGCACACCUCCUCAAGCAUGGCGAACUUGCUGUCUCGAAACCCUGUCGGAUCUCGUCAAGUCAGUCGCGAGAGUGAGGCCGCGCAAGGCACUCUGUUGCAUGCAAGUCAGCAACAUCAAAUGAAACAGAAGCAAGAUUUGAUCGCUGGCAAUCUUCGGACAACCAGUUACGAUCUCAACCAACCACUUGUCGAUUCUCGGCCACGCGCAACGGCCGAUGUGUCGAACGGGCUCAUUGGCAACGAGGCUAGCAGGCCUGCUAAUGGUCUCUUUGUUGGCGCAAAGCCGACGGGCGGCGUAAAUACAACCUUCUCGCCGGCUGCCAUGAACCGGUCCACGAGCUUUGGUGGACUUCUCGGUCAGCAGCCGAGCCGGCCUGCUAACGGACUUUUCCAGCCACAAUCUCACAACGCCAUGGGCGGAGGAUUGCCAACAUCUGGCUCGAUGCCCAUGUAUGGCAUGAAUGUUGGCGGCCAAGGCUACUUUGCCUCCCCUACAGCCGGCAUGGCUUAUAGCGGCUACGGUGCUCCACCUAGUAUGAUGGGAUAUCCUGCAAUGCCACAGUACCAGCAACAGGCGGUGAACCCAUCUGCGUACUACGCACUUACCGGCGGGUAUGGGUACCACCAACCUCAACAACAACAAGCCUUCCCCAGUCAACCUGCGAUGACUGCCAACAUGAAUGGUACAGCAUUCACAAAUCCGGCACAAGCAUCAUCCAUUGAGCGAUGGAGACAGAAUAUUGCACCGGCGUAGAUGCUGCCGACGCCUUCCUCCAAAUUAUUUUGCGCAAUUGUAAGCGAACGGCCAGUGACCAUGAAGAGAUACGGUCUUGCUUUGUACACGAAACAUCAAGAUUAGCAUCGGGAUGGAGUUUGACAUUUCAGCGGCAUCAUAUAUGGGCUCCGGGUGGGGACAAACGUCGAUCUAACAAAAUUCUAAUCAGCAUGAUGUUUGCAUAUUCCGGCUUCGGCUGACAAUGAACAGUUCGUAUGAUUCCUCUUCCUCCAAGAUCUCACUGCUGUCACGUUCCCCGCACAUCAAUCUACGGCCUGAUCGGUCCCGAUCGAGCGCAGUCGCCUCAACAUCAAUGGCUAUGAGCAAAUGCAGUUGCGAACGACCAAUUUUGAUGCACUGAUCAAGGUGCAUGGUAAGUAUCCAGCAGCCAUUGUUGCGAUAGCACGUGUGACUAAAUUCAAGCGAAACUGUCUUAAGUGGUCUCCAUGCGCCCCACCGAUGGUGUGGCGGCGGAUGUGGAGCAAAUCUGGGGAUCUGCACAUCUUGUCAAGAUUUCGUUACAGCUAUGGAAGAGUCUUUACCCCUACAAUGCACCUUUACCAUUGACAAUCGCCUCAACCUCGGAAGCCCGGUGACUAUUGCACCGGCGACAAAAUUGCAUGA